This is a messenger RNA of Nerophis ophidion (straightnose pipefish), 1659 nucleotides long. RefSeq names its product bcl-2-related ovarian killer protein homolog B-like. Gene Ontology annotation, molecular function: protein heterodimerization activity; protein homodimerization activity. The record is from RefSeq and is a predicted model, not a curated record. Gene Ontology annotation, cellular component: mitochondrial outer membrane. The transcript is spliced from 5 exons. Gene Ontology annotation, biological process: regulation of apoptotic process; intrinsic apoptotic signaling pathway in response to DNA damage; extrinsic apoptotic signaling pathway in absence of ligand. NCBI's taxonomy places the organism in Eukaryota, Metazoa, Chordata, Actinopteri, Syngnathiformes, Syngnathidae. The coding region runs from base 365 to 1006 and encodes 213 amino acids.
CCCUCCGGCUGUUUCCUGUCAGUGAAUGGAGCGCACCCUGCCUGCAAGGUGGAACAACAGGUAGGCACAAGUAGGCAAGGAAAUGCCGGCUGGCGUCUUGAAGGAGCUUGAGGCAGAAACUCGACAUGGAACCUGCUAGAAAUGAGCACUAGCAAAGCAGAGCGAUUUCUGGUGUUUUUUCAGUUGUAUUUUUCCACAUUUCUUCGGCUAAAAACGCCACCAAAAGCUUGUUGGAGUGGAUAGAAAGAACUGCAUCACACGCCAAGGAAUGAAGGAAUGUGCAAGUUGCUUUAGAGUUUGUUCCUGAGAGAGAGACACUUGCUGACGCCGGACACUCCCAGAGUCAGAUCUCCUGCAGGAGGUCAUGGAGGUUUUGCGCAAGUCCACGGUGUUUGCAGCAGAAGUCCUGGAAGUAUUCGACCGAUCUGUGACCGAGAAAGAGCUGGUGUCCCAGUCCAAAGCCUUGUGCCGGGACUACAUCUUUUGCAGGCUCAACCAAAACGGGCUGGCAUGGUCCAAAAGUGAACUCAACCUACAGCCUUCGAACGAUGCCCUCGCCGAAGUGUCUUGUGUGCUUCUAUGUCUCGGUGAUGAGCUGGAAAGCAUACUGCCCAGUUUGUACAGGAACGUAGCUCGGCAGCUCAACAUUUCUGUUUCCAUAGAGAACAUGGUUUCGGACGCUUUUAUCGGCGUGGCAACGGAGAUCUUCUCCACAGGUAUAACGUGGGGCAAAGUGGUCUCCAUAUACGCAGUGGCCGGCGCCCUGGCGGUGGACUGUGUCAGACAAGGCCAAGCAACCACAGUUCACGUCAUCGUUGACAGUCUGGGCCAGUUCGUCCGCAAGUACCUCGCUCAUUGGCUGAAGAGACGGGGAGGCUGGGAAAACAUGAAAAAAUGUGUGGUGAGGAAGGACCUCCGCUCUGAACACCAUUGGCUCUCCUCAGCCCUUGAGUCCCUGCGCUACUUCUUGACCAUGAUGUACGUUUACAUCAUGAAGAACCAGUGACUCAUGCAUCGCCUCCUGGAAUUGUUAUCGUUUUGACACCACAUGCCAAUAAUAUAAGAGAUCCAGCCCGGCUGAUAUCUGACUUUUUGCUGAGUGGCUGUCGACCAAUGUGUCGUCUGCAUCAUUUGGCUCUUGUCACAUUACUUGAUCCAAAGGGUAGUCGCUGCAGGAGCUGACAAGUUGUAAGGUGAUGGAACAAGUUAUUUUUGUACAUUACUACUUGCAAAUGUUUAUUUAUGAGGUCCUGUGGUGGAAAAGAAGUAUUUCACUGAGGGCUUUACACCUCAGGAUGCUGCAAUAUUCUAUACUGCUUAGCUUUAAUACAUCAAAAUGUCCCCAAGAAAUGCUGGGUGGGUCUUUCAGGACCCUGUUUUUUGGGUGCCUAAGCAAGAGGAUUUGUGUGUGUGUAAUUUAAUAGUGUUUUUCUUCACUUUUAAAUCUGUAAAUAGAUUAUUUAUGAUUUUAUUUUUUCAACAAUUAAACCAUUACAGUGUAUUAAAAACGGCCGUGAGAGAAUCUCUUCAAAAUGUUUGUGUGAUACGCUUCUUUUUGGUGUGUGCUCUUUUUAACGGUGUUGAUUUGUGUGUGAAUGUUAUUUUCUGCAAUAAAUCACAAAUAUUUUUGGAAUGAUCUCAAUAAAACCUCAAAUUAAA